AUGGUGUAUUUAAAGCUGGAAAAGCCUUAUGGUGUUGUUGCUAUGGCAACGAAUAUCAUUGAACUUCCAGACGCGGUGUGGGCGACUGAGGCAAACCACUCGUCCACAGUGGAGGCGGAGGAUGUCGUGUCCACGCCCGAAGACCGCUCCGCCUCGCCCACCGCCCCCAGCCUCGUUCCCGCCCCCGCCCUCGCCUCCACCUCCGCCCCCGCGCCCACCACCGCUCCGCGCCCGCCGGACCUGCCCAGCGGGCUGGUGGGGCGCGUGGAUGAGUACUACUCGGGCUACGAGUACCAAGACACCGGCACCAACGACUCCCUCGCAGCGGACGACGGCGAGGAGGGGGAGGAGGAGGAAGAGGAAGGCGCGGAGGGUGAAGAGGAGGAGGAGGAGGAGGAGGCGGAGGAAGAGGGAGCGGUCGACGCCCGCGGCGUGCCCCUGCGCCUGCCCGACGGACAGCCGGCGGACGCCGACUCCACGAACCACGACCUCAUCGACUCCGUCAUGUGA
Molecule: messenger RNA, 510 nt
Organism: Gryllus bimaculatus (two-spotted cricket)
Lineage: Eukaryota; Metazoa; Arthropoda; Insecta; Orthoptera; Gryllidae
Source: the annotation of a GenBank genome assembly